Messenger RNA from Passer montanus (Eurasian tree sparrow), 1573 nucleotides. RefSeq names its product branched chain amino acid transaminase 1 (gene BCAT1). Gene Ontology annotation, cellular component: mitochondrion. The coding region runs from base 25 to 1554 and encodes 509 amino acids. The transcript has 13 exons. NCBI's taxonomy places the organism in Eukaryota, Metazoa, Chordata, Aves, Passeriformes, Passeridae. Gene Ontology annotation, molecular function: branched-chain-amino-acid:2-oxoglutarate transaminase activity. Gene Ontology annotation, biological process: L-leucine biosynthetic process; L-valine biosynthetic process. The record is from RefSeq and is a predicted model, not a curated record.
AAGAACUGUAGCUAGACUGAGGUAAUGCAAGCUAUUCCUGCAAAAAUACAUCUUUUUGGCCCAUUUACCAAUGGCAGCUUCAGGUUUGGGGACAUUGCAGGAAGUUGCAGCUUUUCAAUUUCACAGGAACGCAUAGAAGCAACCCAGUGGACAGGCUGCUGUAUUUAUUGUCUCCGGCUGCUGGCCAGCUGCCUGCCAGGGACCAGAACGUGGAGGUGGCUCGGAGCUCUGCAGCAGCAGCAGCAGCCCCGAGCAGCGGCACCGGCAGCAGCAGCAGCGAUCCGAGCAGCAGCGGCAGCAGCCCCGGCCGGCCCCGGUCCCGCGCAGCGCCGCUCCCUCGGCCCCCGGGGCUCGGCGAUCCCGCUCCAUCCCGGCCGCAGCCCCGCAGGAACGUCUCCCGCCAGCAUGAUCAAGGGCUGCCAGAAUGAGUACACGGGUGAAACAGGAAAGCAAAUGACUGAAUCUUUCAAGGCUUCCGACUUGAUUAUCACCCCAGCUACGACGUUCAAGGAGAAACCAGACCCCACUGGGCUGGUAUUUGGAACUGUGUUCACUGAUAACAUGCUGACAAUUGAAUGGUCCUUGGAUUCAGGCUGGGAGAAACCCUGUAUUAGGCCUCUGGAGAACCUCUCCUUACAUCCAGCCUCCUCAGCCCUGCAUUAUGCUGUGGAACUCUUCGAGGGGAUGAAGGCCUACCGAGGAGUGGACGGCAAGAUCCGCCUGUUCCGGCCGGCCCUCAACAUGGACAGGAUGGCACGGUCAGCACUGAGGACAACCCUGCCAUCUUUUGACCAGAAGGAGCUGUUGGAGUGCAUCCGUAAGCUGGUGGAAGUGGAGCAGGAGUGGGUGCCCUACUCAACCUCUGCCAGCCUCUAUAUCCGUCCUACCCUCGUUGGAACUGAGCCUUCCCUUGGAGUGAAGAAGCCGACCAAAGCCCUGCUGUAUGUCAUUCUGAGCCCUGUGGGCCCUUACUUUGCAAGUGGAAGCUUUAAUCCAAUAUCCUUGUGGGCAGAUCCAAAAUACGUGAGAGCGUGGAAAGGGGGAACAGGAGACUGCAAAGUGGGAGGGAAUUAUGGUUCUUCUAUUUAUGCCCAGCAAGAAGCCCUGGAGUUUGGCUGCCAGCAGGUUUUGUGGCUCUAUGGAGAAGAUCACCAAAUAACUGAAGUUGGAACGAUGAAUCUGUUUCUGUACUGGAUAAAUGAAGAUGGAGAAAAUGAGCUGGCAACGCCACCUUUAGAUGGCAUCAUCCUUCCAGGAGUGACAAGGCAGAGCAUUUUGGAUCUGGCACGCAGCUGGGGAGAAUUCAAAGUGUCUGAGCGAUACAUCACCAUGAGUGACCUGACAGCUGCCUUGGAAGAGAGCAGAGUAAAGGAGAUGUUUGGUGCUGGAACAGCUUGCAUUGUAUGUCCCAUCUCUAAAAUUUUAUAUCAGGGCAAGCACUUGCACAUCCCAACCAUGGAGAAUGGGCCUGAAGUAACAACCCGUUUCCUGAAUAAGCUAACUGAUAUCCAGUAUGGAAGAGAAGACAGCGACUGGGCAGUGCUGGUGUCAUGAAGGUGGCAGAGUUCAGAGC